This is a messenger RNA of Pogonomyrmex barbatus (red harvester ant), 1162 nucleotides long. RefSeq names its product gamma-interferon-inducible lysosomal thiol reductase-like protein. Gene Ontology annotation, molecular function: oxidoreductase activity, acting on a sulfur group of donors, disulfide as acceptor. Lineage: Eukaryota; Metazoa; Arthropoda; Insecta; Hymenoptera; Formicidae. The record is from RefSeq and is a predicted model, not a curated record.
CGACGCGCUGUCGUGAAACGGUCGUGAAUUUUCCGUUAUGUACGCGCAGCAUGCGGUGUGUCGGAUUAUGUUCGGGAUCUGUCUCGGAUCGAUCGAUCGACCGAACGUGACGAUUGUCGCGUCGUUCGCGCGCCUCUCGACUCGGCGUGUCGCGCACGACGCUAUGUCGGCCACCACUGCCGCCGCCGCUGCCGUCGCCGCCGCUGGCGCAUUUGACGCUUGGAAACGUUGCGUCAGCCCGCGCUAACGAGGCCGCCGUCGCAGCCGCGGUCGCCGUCGUCGCCGCCGUCGUCGCCACGCGGAGAGUCGUGCGCGUCUCUUGCCGCGACAACAGCCGGGACGAUGGGGUUAGGCUUCCGAUGGCGCCUCGUCAUCAUCCUCGUCGUCGGCCUGCUGCUCUGGCAGACCUCGAAGAUCUGGCUCGCCUUCCUGGGGGAUGACGCCUCGCAAGAACUUGAGAUGGACCAAGCGGCGACGCCAUUGAACGAAAAUGACCCAGCUCCUCAGAAAGUGCACGUAGCCGUGUAUUACGAAGCUUUAUGUCCGGACUCGCGUAGCUUCGUCUUGAAACAAUUAGGUCCGAUGUAUCGAAAACUCUUGACGAACGUGGAAAUUAUACUAGUGCCAUACGGUAAGGCAAAGACAGUAAAGAAGGACGAUGGGUACCAAUUCAUGUGCCAGCACGGACCAAUCGAGUGUCAGGCGAACAUCAUACACGCUUGCUCCAUCGAUGUCAUUAAGGACCCAUCGGUACAACUGCAAUUUGUAUCUUGCAUGAUCGAGAAUAACAUUGACCCAGUAAGAAUAAUGAAUACAUGCGCCGGGCGUAUAUCUGUGGAUCUAGAAUCUAUAAAGAAGUGUACAAACAUGGAAAGGGGAAAGGAACUCUUGGCAAAGUACGGAGAGAUGACGAAUUCACUCGUCCCGCGAGUAUCUUUUAUACCGACAGUUACCCUCGACGGGAGCUCCGAGCACCAAGUGAAAAUCCUGAAAAAUUUGCUGAAGGAGGUAUGCCUGCAUUUCAAAGUUACACCGAAAGAAUGCGUAUCGUGAGAGCACGCAAUGUUCGCCGCUAGCAAAACAUAUCUACAUAAUCAUCGAAUUUUGUUAUGUUACGAGUUAAAAAAAAUAUGUAUGAAAAAAUAAAAUAUUUUUCAAAAAA